Messenger RNA from Linnemannia hyalina, 924 nucleotides. The record is from the annotation of a GenBank genome assembly. NCBI's taxonomy places the organism in Eukaryota, Fungi, Mortierellomycota, Mortierellomycetes, Mortierellales, Mortierellaceae.
AUGGCUGCUUCGCUCUCCGUCAAGGCACUGUGGUCUGCCAGCGCACUCAGAGCUCCUCUCACAGGCGCAUCCGCCAUCUCCUCACACAGACUCUUCCACUCCUCCCGCGCCCAAUUCACCGACUCCAAGGAAUCAACAGACGCCACUACUCCUGCUGCUGCUGCUGAGGCCGAGGCAGAGGCCGUGGCUCCUGUCGAGCAGAAGCUUCCCUUCAGACGGAGAAACUUCAACAAGUGGCUCCGCACCGAAGGUGCUCGCUUUGCAACUCCUUCCUUCUCUGGACCCAACUACAUCGGCGAGACUCCGUUCCCAAUGAACCCAUUGUUCAAGCCGACGCCACCUAUUUCGAACGCUGCAAAGGAAGAGAUCUACAAGCUGCACCGAGCGGACAGCACAAAGCACACCCCCCGUCAGCUCGGUACGACAUACAACAUCUCGAUCAAGCGUGUCGAGGCAAUCUUGAGGAUGAAGCACCUGGAGAAAGAGAUGAUCGCCGACGGAUUCGUCGCUCAGGAGAACUUUACCAAGGGCAUGGAGCAGCUCAUGGGUGUCAAGGCUGUCAGAUCCGAGGCAAUCACGGAACCCUUGGUCGAUAUCCUGCCCCAGGUUGGCAGUCCUAAGUUCGAGGCUGUGGAUGAAGACAAGACGUUCACGGCCGAGGAUGCUGCCAAGGUGUUGAAGCGUCGCCCCCUGGCAGAGAUCAAGAGCCGUAUGUUGGAAGAGGAGCGUCAGAAGCCCUUCAAGCUUGUGGACUCGAUCAAGGGCAUCCCCCAGGUUGAGGCUGCACCGACCAAGGCCGUUAGCAGGAACUCUGCCGAGGCCAACCCUCGCUUCAAGUUUGCCUUCCAGGACACCUCCAAGAACAACAAGGGCACAUUCAUUCGUGAGAAGGACGGUACCUUGCACCAGGUUCAGAAGGCAUAA